Molecule: messenger RNA, 856 nt
Organism: Prunus avium (sweet cherry)
Lineage: Eukaryota; Viridiplantae; Streptophyta; Magnoliopsida; Rosales; Rosaceae
Source: RefSeq, a predicted model, not a curated record
AUGGUUUCCUCAACAUUCAGAUUAUUGAUCCUCUGUACACAACUUGCCUUACUCAUUCUCAUCAUCAAUAUUAAUAUCACUCAUGCACAGCUUCAACCGCUUACAAUUCCAGCCUUCUGUGAUAACAAAGGCAACUACACCACUAACAGCACCUACCAAAAAAACCUCAACGACCUCCUCUCCUCCUUGCUCUCCAACAACAACGGCUACGGGUUCUACAACUCCUCCCGCGGCCAAAACUCGGACACAGUAUUCGCAAUUGGGCUUUGCAGAGCAGAUGUGAAGUCCGACGCUUGCGGUAAAUGCCUCAGUGACGCCACCUAUGCUCUCCCGGAGGCUUGUCCUAACCAGAAGGAGGCAAUUGGAUGGUACCCAAAUUGCAUGUUACGCUAUGCAAACCGCUCUAUGUACGGCCUGCUGGAAGUUAAUCCAGCUAACGCUGCGAGGAACACAGAGAACGUAUCAUCUGCAAGCUUGGAUGCCUUUAACCAAGAGCUCACUGCCUUGUUCAAGAGACUUGGAAGCGAAGCAGCAGGGGGCGGCGAUCUGCGUAAGUUUGCAGUAGGAAACGCAAGCGUUGGCUCGAAUUCUAAUAUAACAAUCUAUGGACUUGCUCAGUGCACUCCAGAUGUGUCGGAGGGAGAGUGUGCUACUUGCAUAGAUGGUGCUUUGGGGGUUGUCCCAUCAUGUUGCAGUGGAACAAUUGGUGUGAGAAUUGUUACACCUAGCUGUAACAUACGGUAUGAGAUUAGCCCCUUCUUUGACAGUACAAACGAGACACCACUGCCAUCGCCCCCCUUAGCAACACCGGCCUCUGCCCCUCCUCCACCACCAACCGGUGCCACGACUCCAGGAG